Messenger RNA from Lolium rigidum, 808 nucleotides. Its product is annotated as ribulose bisphosphate carboxylase small subunit, chloroplastic 1. The coding region runs from base 74 to 598 and encodes 174 amino acids. The record is from RefSeq and is a predicted model, not a curated record. The transcript is spliced from 2 exons. NCBI's taxonomy places the organism in Eukaryota, Viridiplantae, Streptophyta, Magnoliopsida, Poales, Poaceae.
CAUUGUGUACCCUGCCUCCUCCUCUUCUUAGUAAAGCAUAUACAACUAGGCUGCUAGCUAAGUGCGCACUACAAUGGCCCCUGCCGUGAUGGCUUCAUCGGCCACUACUGUGGCGCCCUUCCAGGGCCUCAAGUCCACCGCUGGCCUCCCCGUCAGCCGCCGCAGCGCCGCCAGCCUCGGCAGCGUCAGCAACGGUGGAAGGAUCAGGUGCAUGCAGGUGUGGCCGAUUGAGGGCAUCAAGAAAUUCGAGACCCUAUCUUACCUGCCACCGCUCUCGGCCGAGGCCCUCCUGAAGCAGAUCGACUUUUUGAUCCGCUCCAAAUGGGUUCCGUGCUUGGAGUUCAGCAAGGUUGGCUUCAUCUUCCGUGAGUUCGGCAGCACUCCCGGAUACUACGACGGCAGGUACUGGACAAUGUGGAAGCUGCCCAUGUUCGGCUGCACUGACGCUGCCCAGGUCCUCAAGGAGGUGGAGGAGGUCAAGAAGGAGUACCCUGACGCCUAUGUCCGCAUUAUCGGUUUUGACAACAUCCGUCAGGUGCAGUGCGUCAGCUUCAUCGCCUUCAAGCCACCAGGCUGCGAGGAGUCCGGCAAGGCAUAAACUGCGAGCUGAAACAACGGCCGCUAUAUACUUUUGGCGAAGACUCGGUUUAUUUUCCAUUUAAUGUGAUUGUGUUUGCACGUAUUCAAGUAUGUAUGUACCUACCGACCUAGGAAGAGCUGAUAUGUGAAUUCUAGAACCGGCUACAUGUAAAAGCAUACACAUACACAUAUACUAUUAUAUAUUAUUUCCGAGUGUAUUUUUAUCCAA